Molecule: messenger RNA, 354 nt
Organism: Fraxinus pennsylvanica
Lineage: Eukaryota; Viridiplantae; Streptophyta; Magnoliopsida; Lamiales; Oleaceae
Source: the annotation of a GenBank genome assembly
AUGUCAAAAGGCGAUAAGCCUGUUCUUUCAUCUGAUUGGGAUUUUUACCUUAUUGGAUGUGUUUUUUCAAGGGCAUGGAAAGGCCAUGAAGAGGACUGUCAAGGAUCUCGACUCCAUCCUCUAAAGUUGGCUUGUAAAGCAUCCCUAAGUCGAAAAUUUGAGGAAAAUGAGUCAAUGAGCAAUGAGAACGACUUCAUUGAUAUAAUUUUAUCCCUAGAGAAAGAAGGGUGCCUUUCUGGACCGCGAGAGGCCAUGGGAGAUUACACGGUGGCUGGCUACGGCGUUCCAGCAGCCACUUGUAGUGAACGUGUGGAAAAUCUAAAGGGAUCCAACAAUUUGGAAAGAUCCAUCUGA